Messenger RNA from Fusarium musae, 183 nucleotides. RefSeq lists its product as uncharacterized. The record is from RefSeq and is a predicted model, not a curated record. The transcript is spliced from 3 exons. Lineage: Eukaryota; Fungi; Ascomycota; Sordariomycetes; Hypocreales; Nectriaceae. Bases 1 to 183 code for a protein of 60 amino acids.
AUGCGCCCAGGCCCGGUUUUGGUUCGCUUUAUCGAUCGCCGCCGUCUCGUUGUUCAGCAGCACCUUCAGGUCGCGCCGGGGAAUCCUCUUCUGGUGACCUUGACUCUCGCAGCUGUUCUUGUAGGCGUCGUAGGCGAAGUAGACGAGGCUCGCGAGGACGAUAUCUUCAAUGUUGCCUUCUAG